Molecule: messenger RNA, 3710 nt
Organism: Pseudonaja textilis
Lineage: Eukaryota; Metazoa; Chordata; Lepidosauria; Squamata; Elapidae
Gene: MTM1
Product: myotubularin 1
Biological process (GO): negative regulation of autophagosome assembly; muscle cell cellular homeostasis; phosphatidylinositol dephosphorylation
Cellular component (GO): membrane; cytoplasm
Molecular function (GO): phosphatidylinositol-3-phosphate phosphatase activity; phosphatidylinositol-3,5-bisphosphate 3-phosphatase activity
Source: RefSeq, a predicted model, not a curated record
CUGCAACCAAGGAGAUAGCCGGAUAGCAUGAAGGGUGUAUAUAUCUGUCUAGAUUCCAACAGGUCUUCCCCGCCGUUCUCCAGCAUGGCCUCCUCUUCCUCAACGCCUCGAUGCAACUCAAACUCCUUGGAAAAAGCCUCCAUUAAAAAACCCGUGAAAGAUGGGACUAACUGGGAACACAACGAAGACAUUCCUCGUCUGCCAGGGGAAACGAGAGUCACAGACAAGGAAGUCAUUUACAUGUGUCCUUUCAACGGUCCUAUUAAAGGGAAAGUCUACAUCACAAACUACAGGAUCUACUUGAGAAGCAUGGAAUCGGAUCCGACCGUGGUAUUAGACGUGCCUUUGGGGGUUAUUACAAGGAUUGAGAAAAUGGGAGGCGCUUCGAGCCGAGGAGAGAAUUCGUACGGCUUAGAUAUUACUUGUAAGGAUAUGAGGAAUUUACGCUUCGCCUUGAAACAAGAAGGCCACAGCAGAAGAGAUAUAUUUGAGCUCCUGACAAAAUACGCUUUCCCACACUCGCAUAACUUGCCUUUCUUUGCUUUUCUGAAUGAAGAGAAGUUUGCGGAAAACGGCUGGCUGGUUUAUAAUCCUAUGGUUGAGUACAGAAGACAAGGUUUGCCUAACCUCCAGUGGAGGGUAACCUUCCUCAACGAACACUACGCCCUGUGCGACACCUACCCGUCCCUCCUGGUGGUGCCGUAUAACGCCACCGACGAAGAUCUGAAGAAGGUUUCUACUUUCCGAUCGCGGUGUCGAAUCCCGGUAUUGUCCUGGAUCCAUCCGGAGACUCAGGCUGUCAUCACGCGCUCCAGCCAGCCCCUUGUGGGCAUGGGUGGCAAAAGAAACAAAGACGAUGAGAGGUACCUGGAAAUCAUACGGGAAACCAACGGCCAGCUCUCCAAACUGACCAUCUUCGACGCCAGGCCCAACGUCAACGCUGUGGCUAACAAGGCAACCGGUGGUGGAUACGAAAAUGAAGACGCGUAUCCAGAUGCAGAACUGCUUUUCCUGGAUAUCCAUAACAUUCACGUCAUGCGGGAAUCAUUGAAAAAGCUGAAAGACAUUGUCUACCCUCACGUGGAAGAAUCUCACUGGCUGUCAAGCUUGGAGUCCACCCACUGGCUGGAACAUAUCAAGCUGGUUUUAACGGGCGCCAUCCAAGUCGCUGACAAAGUGUCAUCCGGAAAGAGUUCGGUCUUGGUGCAUUGCAGCGACGGUUGGGACCGCACCGCUCAGCUCACCUCUCUGGCCAUGUUGAUGUUGGACAGCUACUACCGAACCAUCGUGGGCUUUGAGGUCUUGGUGGAAAAGGAGUGGAUAAGCUUCGGACACAAGUUCGCAUCGAGAAUCGGUCACGGAGACAAAAACCACGCAGAUGCGGAUCGGUCCCCCAUCUUCCUCCAGUUCAUCGACUGCGUCUGGCAAAUGUCCAAGCAAUUUCCCACAGCUUUCGAAUUCAACGAACAGUUUUUGAUCACUAUUCUGGAUCAUUUGUACAGUUGCCGCUUCGGUACGUUUUUGUACAGCUGCGACUCGGUCAGAGAGAAAGAGAAACUGAGCGAGAAAACCUUGUCACUGUGGUCCUUGAUCAACAGCUCGAAGUCCAAAUAUACCAACCCGUUUUAUACGAAAGAGCUGAACCGGGCCCUUUACCCAGUCGCCAGCAUGCGCCACUUGGAGCUCUGGGUCAAUUACUACAUCCGAUGGAAUCCACGGAUUAGGCAACAGCAGCCCAACCCAGUGGAGCAGCGUUACAUGGAACUUCUAGCCCUGCGGGAUGAUUACAUGAAGCGGCUGGAAGAAUUGCAAAUCACGAGCAACCCCAAGCUGUCCAAUUCCUCCUCAUCGUCCUCUUCCUCCUCCUCCUCUUCCUCCCAGAUGAUGUCACAUGUGCAAACUCACUUUUGAAGGAGAGAGAGAAGCUUGGCUUCUUCUCCCCAAAGCCUCUCGUCACAAAAGCGGUGCUUUAUUCCGACCAGAGGGGGAAAAACUACAAUGCCUUAUCUGAAAGCUUCUUGGGAAAUGCUUGGCCCUGUGGAGAGGAUCUAAACCCCCGGGGUGGGUGGGAGCUUUGUAAAAGUGGAUUUACGUGCCUUUGGAAACCUUUCCGCCUGGGAACGUGCUCUCCGCUAUCCUAGAGCAUUGUUUUGUUGCUGUUUACUUCAGAGCAUCCAAAUAUAUUUAGCUAGCGGUUUCCGUACUAAUCGCCAUUUGGGGGACUAGCACAAUUUCCUUGUCCGUCUCUAGGAUGUUACCUCGCUCUGGUUUAGCUGCCUCUCUGGGCAAGCUAAGACCCAUCUGGGUCAGCGUGGUCCUUCUGGAUUCAUCCGUCUGUGUGGCCCUCAGAGAGGAAGGAGCGUUUACUAAUUUACUAAGAGAAUCUGGCCUCGAGGAAGCAUUCACACCACCACGUCUUUCCGACCAAACGCCAUUUUGAACGGCGACGGCAUUCACAACAGCGAGCUACCAAGAACGGAAAACUUUUCCUGAAAACGUGUGCCUGUUAAGUGAUGGCCUUAUCUACAGAGCAGAUUUAAUAUUUGAUUUUUGAAAUGAAGGGAGGGGUGUGUGUAUGUGUGUGUGUAUUUGUGUGCGUGCGGCCAUAUCUGUGUGACUGACAUUCUGUAGUGGGUUAGCCUUUCCUGACCUACAUUUAAAACAAUUUGCAGGAUAUUUUGUGCACUGAAGAAACUUCAAAAUCCAGGAGUAAAACAACUUGGAGUCUUCCUCCUUAUGUUUUGCACUUCAAUUGCUAUUAGCCCCAGAUAACACCGCUAGUAGCAACAAGGUUGUGUAGGAUAUCUGGAGUGCGCUAAGUUGUCCGAUUCCCUACAUUUAAAUUUUGCAGGGUGGUUUUCUUUCUUUUUUCUUUUUGGUCAUUGUGUUCGGUCUUUUUGUCAUAUUUUAUUAUUUGUUCCUUCCAGGAAUCUUGUUAAAACGUAACUUAACAAGCACUUGUAAAAUCAGCACAUUUGAUCUUUUAAUACAUAUGCUUAGGAUAUAAACUUUUAAAGCUGUUUUGGUCAUUUCAGAACAAGCGAAACAUAGGAUUUUGCGAGGACUGUUUGUAGCUAUUAAAAGUAUUUGGAAGGGGGGUGGUUACUGUAUGUAAAUUACUUUAUGUGUAAUUGUGCAAAAUAUAAGGCAGAAAUUAUAGGAUCAAUGUGUAAAUUAAGGAUAUGGAAGUCCGUUUUCUGUAAAGUGUAAAUAUGAUUCUAAAAUAUAAAGUCAAACUCCAAAAUAAUUAUAAAAUUCUUAGUUUUAGAGGACAUUGGAAUAUUUUAGGAAUAGUAUAUUUUCAGUAUAAAAGUAAAAAUGGAGCACAUUAAUAGAAUAAAAUUGUAUACUAAGAAAUUUGCACUAUUUCUUCAGGGAUAGACUAAAAUACUUAGUAAUUUCAGCUAGCUAGCUCACGGAUUUUCUUUUCUCAUGUUUGUCCUCUAAAAUUUCAUUCUUUGGUGAUGCUUUCGGUCUCCUACGUUUUAUUGCACCUAUCAGUGGGUACUUUAUUAAAGGGAAGUGAGUCGGAGAAAUGAAAUACGUAACUUGUAUCACAAGAAACUCAAACUUAACCCAUCAUUCUAUUCUAAACGCUAGAGCAGAAAACUGAAAAGCUACCCAGACUCAAACAUAACUGUCAUUUGUUUGCUUGCAAGUUAUAAGGCAUCUCAUUUUUUUCUUUGCUACCGUAAACCUUUGUGCUUUGU